Drosophila hydei is the source of this 1278-nucleotide messenger RNA. RefSeq names its product carbonic anhydrase 14-like. The record is from RefSeq and is a predicted model, not a curated record. The transcript is spliced from 5 exons. Gene Ontology annotation, cellular component: cytoplasm. Lineage: Eukaryota; Metazoa; Arthropoda; Insecta; Diptera; Drosophilidae. Bases 221 to 1165 code for a protein of 314 amino acids. Gene Ontology annotation, molecular function: zinc ion binding; carbonate dehydratase activity.
UCACUCAGGAUCCACUGCAAAUUGCAAAACACGUUGCAAUUACUAUGCAAAUUUCCCACCUGGCCAGAACAACGUUCUUAACGAGGCUAAGCAGGCUCUGCAACUAUAAAAUGUUGUGGUCAAACUCAGAAUUGUUGCAGUCCAGUUGCAAGCGCUACUUAGUGCACAUGUCGCCAGCUAAAAACUAAUAUAUUAUUCCAGUAGAGUAACGUCAAAUAAAAUGCAUAAUUCAAGCCGUUGGGGAUUAGGAGUCAUGCUCCAGUUCCUGUUGUUGGCAGCCCUGGGCAUUGCCCAUUUGCAAGCCAAGAUAAGGCUGUCUGAGGCUUAUCUCAAUGCUAUCAGUGCGGAUGAUGCAGCCGAGCAGGCAAGUGGAAGUUAUAACUAUGACCAGCAAGGUAGAGAUUGGGAAGGACUCUGCCAAGAUGGCCAGCAGCAAUCGCCAAUUCCUUUGACAUACAAUGAGGCCAUUGUAACCGGCAUACCGCGUAUUCAUUUCUACAACUAUGAUCAGAAUUUGGAGUCACCUUUAGUCCUGACAAAUAAUGGACACACAGCAAACAUGGUAUUGCCGCCCACGCAAAACGGACAACGUGCGUACAUCAAUGGAGGCUUAUUGCCAGGAUCCUUCGAAGCGCAAAGUGUGCACUUUCAUUGGGGUUCCGCCAACUCCAAGGGCUCAGAACACUCUAUCAAUUUCCAGCGCUACGAUGUUGAAAUGCAUAUUGUCCAUAAAAACAUUCGAUACGCUCAUCAAACGGUUGCUGAAGCCAGCGCGUACUGGGAUGGUCUCGCCGUUCUGGGGGUCAUGUUUAGGGCUGUGGAUAGGGCAUUCUCGCAGAAUACUGGACUUCUCAGGAUCUUCAAUCGAUUGCCUCUAAUUAUUCCAUACCAAGCAAACACCACAGUAGCUGGUCGCUUAACUGCGGGACAGUUGCUGGGCAACAUUAUUACUGGAGAGUUUUACUCCUAUAAUGGCUCAUUGACAACGCCCGACUGCGCCGAAUCCGUGACUUGGACGGUCUUCAAGGAUGUUGCCGAACUGCCUAGGCGACAGAUCAUGAAACUCUGGAACUUACAAGAAUCGCGAAUGCGUCCUCUGAUAAACAACUACCGCGCUCUUCAGGAUAUUAAUGAUCGACCCAUUUACUACAGAGCUCUACAAUAGCCAAGUUUAAGUGUUCGACAACGAGAUACUGUGAGCCUCAGCCAAACUGCUGUUGCAAUUUGUUGCAUUGUAUCUACAAAGGCACAAAAAUACACAGACACUCAAUGGCUCAA